Messenger RNA from Rhincodon typus (whale shark), 1832 nucleotides. Its product is annotated as solute carrier family 22 member 15. Gene Ontology annotation, cellular component: membrane. Gene Ontology annotation, molecular function: transmembrane transporter activity. The transcript is spliced from 12 exons. Gene Ontology annotation, biological process: transmembrane transport. The record is from RefSeq and is a predicted model, not a curated record. Lineage: Eukaryota; Metazoa; Chordata; Chondrichthyes; Orectolobiformes; Rhincodontidae. Bases 170 to 1807 code for a protein of 545 amino acids.
UAAUCGAUGCGCCCGCGCUCUGCCAGCUUAACGGAAGUUUCGGGGCGGCCGCGUGGAGGGGGUGACGCGUGGCAGGUUCCCGUUCCCAUGGUGAUGAGUGCAGCCUGUUUCCCUUCCCGUGUCUCUGGUGCUGUGCCACCGAAAGCCCACUCGGCCCGAGCCGAGUCUGAUGGCGGUGGACCAAGUUUACAGAUCGAUGGGACGGGUUGGUAGAUACCAGGUAUACCUUAUCGUCCUGAUAAACUUGCUGCAGGUUUUUGUUGCUGCCCAGGCUAUCUUUAUGACUAUAGUUGGAGCGAGGGUACCUUAUCACUGGGACUUUGAAAACAUUUCACCUGGUCCAAGCCAGAAUAACAUUUCAAUCAAUCAGAAUGAGGUGUUUAAGCACUGGCUUCACAUGGUGAAUAAGUCUGAGAUUCAAAGACAUGUGCAUUUUGAUGCUGGUUCCUCAUCUGUUAUCAGAGAGUGGUUCCUCAUUGGAGAUGCUUCAUACAAAAUUUUUUUGGCCAGUUCAGUAUAUUUCUUUGGUGUCCUGAUUGGUGUAAUCAUCUUUGGGCAACUUUCUGAUCGGUUUGGAAGGAAGAACGUUUACUUAACAGGUCUUUUUCUAGAUAUAAUACUUGGAAUUGUAAGUGGAGUCACUCCUACAUAUGAAAUCUUUGUGGUAUCCCGUUUUGGUGUUGGCAUGAUGAAUGGAGGAAUGUCAUUGGUGUCCUUUGUUCUACUCCAGGAGUAUGUGCCUGUUUCUUGUUGGGCACUAACUGGGUCACUACAGAGUGUUUCAUUUGCUGUUGGAAUUUCUCUAUAUGCAUUGCUUGGAUACUUUAUUCGACCAUGGCGGAUUUUGGCCAUUGUGCUUAAUAUUGAAGGCAUACUCAUUCUGCUCCCAUCUUUAUAUAUCCCAGAAUCUCCACAUUGGCUGUAUGCUCAAGGGCGGUGGAAUGAAGCAAAGGAUAUACUUGAGAACUUUGCAAAGAAGAAUGGUCAACAGAAGUAUUCGGUGAUUCUGAAGCCACCGACUGGAGAAAUUGAUGAUAAGUCCAGUAGUAUCCUUGAUCUUUUCCGGGAUCGAGUUCUCUUGCGGCGGACAUUGAUAAUGAUGUAUGUUUGGUUAGUAUGCAGUCUUGUAUAUUAUGGUCUGACUCUAAAUGCUGCUGACAUGGGCGGUAAUCAAUAUCUAAACGUAGCACUUUCGGGAAUAGCUGAGUUGCCUUCAUAUCCUCUAUGUUUCUUUCUGCUGAACCGCUCUUGGUCAGGUCGUAGACGGACAUUAGCAGGAUUCCUUCUCCUGGGAGGUGCAGCUUGUCUUUUUAUAAUUUUGUUGCCAGAAAAGAAAGGCUCUGGAAUAUUUUCUGUUAUCAACAGUCAAACAUUUUCUAUAAUGGGUAAACUUUCAAUAAGUGCCGCAUUUAAUGUGGUCUACGUUUACAGCUCUGAACUCUAUCCCACAUCUGUCAGGAAUGUUGGGCUGGGCAUUUGUUCAAUGUCUGCUAGAUUGGGAGGAAUCCUUGCACCUUUUCUUCCAUCACUGAAAUCUAUUCAAGCAUCAUUGCAUUUUGUUGUGUUUGGAGCCGCUGGACUGCUAGCGGGAAUCCUUAGUUUGGUGCUGCCUGAAACAUUGGACAAAUCUCUUCCAGACAAGAUCUCUGACCUGCACAUUGUCACAUAUCGCCAACUUGGAGAAGAAGUAGCCCCACUGCAGUCACAGGAAUGUAAAACGCCAAGUGAUGGGAAUCAUGCAGAAGAUCAUAAUAGUCAGAAUGAAGAGGAUGGUGAUGCUCAUGAAGAGACCACGUUGAUCAAAUAAUAUUCAAAGAUUAUUUUACAAAUCA